UAAUACUUCGACCCAUAUAAUUAAAAUUUGUAAUUUCUAAUUACAUAAUUAAUUAUUUUCGCGGGAAGGGGUACAAGCCAGAAGGGGCGGUGAUGGAGGCGAGGGUUGGGUGGUGCCGUCGCAGUCGCAGUGGCAAGUUGCGUAAUAAGCGUGUUCCCCGUGAAUCCUAUGGCACCCAGAGUUCCGACACUAAGGAAGAGAAAUCCAGUGAAUUGAUUUUGCGGAAAAGGAAAACGAUGACGGAAACGAUGCCGGUUCAAUUGAGCUCCGCUCUCUUUCGUAACGAGUUGUUACCAAUUUCUCUUGAGACGACGUAUUCCUGUGUGUUAUCGUUGGAUUCUGAAGACGAAGAUAUUGAAGCGAGAAGUGACAAGUAUGCAAUCAUAGCAUUAAGCAAGCAUAACAAGAAAUAUUCAUCAAACUUUGAGCUAGUUGAGUCUGGCCCCCUUGGAUCGGGAUGCUGUUCGAAAGGCCGUGUUUUGCAUUUAAACUUCAAGGCUAAGAACAAAGAUGAACCUGAUGCUGCAGUUCAGUCUUUUUUCUCUGAACUCAUCGUAACUAACAGGACUGUUGUCUAUCCUGACCGUGUCGUUCUCAUAGGUCCAGCUGACUUAUUACCAGAGAAAGCUGAUACUAAGGGUUGCUUCUAUUGUUGUUCUCGCAACAUUCACCAUCCAGAUCACCGUUUGAGCUUCCGUAGGGGCGGGGAAGAUCAUUGGACAAACUUGUGCUCCCAAAUCGAAAAGUUAAAUACGUACAUAAAGGGGGGAAUAAAAGAAAGCGGUAGUGAAGAAAAGUUUGUUCCUAAGUUGGCGCAUCCUGGAGUUGACUACUUUGGGAAGUCUAUUAAAGGCAUAAAAGAUUCAAAUGUAGCCUUGCGCUUGUAUAAUGAAAGAGAGGGUACAGACUUUGAGCUUGUGUCAGAAGGCAAAUUUGGAUUCACAUUGGCGAUUAUAGGGCGUGUCAUGCAUUUAAAUUUCGAGGCUAAGAGCAAAAAUGACCCUGAUGCUCCAUUACAUACUUUCUUUGCCGAGGUGCUUGGCAAUCGUAAUUAUCUCUAUACUGAGUUUUGCAAAUGCUUGGGGCCAUCUGAUUCUCUACCAGAUAUUAUUGAUCGUCAAGGCUGUUUGUAUUGUGCCGAUGGUGUUCGUCAUCCUCCUGGUCCGGGGUACCUUACUGGACGCGAAGCAAUUGAACGGUAAUUGUGCAAUUGUGGUCCGCCCUUCCUAAUACUGUUUUAACUAAUAACUUUGAGUUGAGCAUGAUUUGUUGAGCUAAUAUAUCCACAUUUAUGCA
Spinacia oleracea (spinach) is the source of this 1296-nucleotide messenger RNA. RefSeq lists its product as uncharacterized. Lineage: Eukaryota; Viridiplantae; Streptophyta; Magnoliopsida; Caryophyllales; Amaranthaceae. The transcript is spliced from 7 exons. Bases 93 to 1202 code for a protein of 369 amino acids. The record is from RefSeq and is a predicted model, not a curated record.